UCUACGUACUUGAAUGAAUAUGCAAUCCUCGUAUACCGGUUUUUUUGCUUGUAUAUAUGAGUCUCGUUUUAUACCAUGCAGAAUGAGUUGAAUCCUCUCUUACUCUCUCAAAAUUCCAUUCGAUUUGCUACUCGAGUUGCUAUAUUCUUCAUUAUCCGAGAUGAACUCAUCGAAGCAAUCACCUGGAAACAUCCAGUGAAAUCUUUGUGUUUGGGGCUAACAAUUACUCUCCUCUACUUACAUCCUGUUUCAUUCAGUGUAAUAUUAACCCUGAUUUUUGUUACUAUGAUGCCUAUCAGCCUGACCCAUGAUGUGACAACCAAUUUGCGCGAUUUGCAAAAUUUUAUGGCUUCGUAUAGUUCCUCUUAUGAUCAAUUGGUCCAUUUUCGUCAAAAUUAUUACCACUAUAUCUCCCCAUCCACAAUCUCUUCCGUGCUUGUAAUUUUUUUAAUCGUCGUCCCUUUACUGGCUUUUUUGAGGAUUUCCAUAGAUCGUUAUUUACCAGUUGGACUAUGGAUUAUACUCAUUGCCUUGCAUCCUCACUUUCGAAGCUCUUUCUCCAAUUGGUAUUUCAUGAGACAAGACAGACUUCCUUCGUUGCAACUCCGGAACGAAGUGGCUCAAGUUUGGAAGCAUACCGUGGAAAAAGAAGGCCAAACUAUGACUUUUUAUUCCUCUUCUCCCAAAGACUCCGAACUUCCACUUGUCCCUUCCCUUGAACUCAUUGAUCCUCCUGUCAAUUAUAGCUGGGCUCCUGACAGUUCCUGGACAUUUCACUCUCCCAAUGAAUUUCAUCGGUUUGUAUAUUGGAAUCCAGAGCCUGUCAAGCUGAAGCGUACUCCAUCUGUACGAACUAGUUAAAACUAUGCUCAUUAUGCUUGCAUAUUUUUUUCAAAGAGCUUGUAUACUACUCUGAUUUUUUUCUUUUUUUUUUUUUUUUUUGAACACCCUUAAAAACCUAAUAAUACACUAAUUUUCUCAAAGUUCCUAUUGGUUCGGUUUUGCAUAAACGGUUUAGGAGAAGAUUCCUAAUACUAUAUCCGAUUUAUAUUUUAAUGAAUUCAUGAUUAUUUUACCAUAUUAUGGAACAUGUGUCUAAAGUUGAACUCUAUUGAAGCACAAUAACGAAUCGAGAACAUCAGUCAAGAAAAAACAUGUCCAAAAUCAAAUAUAUUUCAAUAGUAUACUUGUAAUAUUAGCUGCAUUGCAGAAACAAAAAAUUAUCAAAAAUUCACGUCGACUAGUAAAGCCUGCAUACGAA
Messenger RNA from Schizosaccharomyces octosporus yFS286, 1261 nucleotides. RefSeq names its product peroxin Pex28/29. The coding region runs from base 76 to 861 and encodes 261 amino acids. Gene Ontology annotation, biological process: peroxisome organization. The record is from RefSeq and is a predicted model, not a curated record. The transcript has a single exon. Gene Ontology annotation, cellular component: peroxisomal membrane. Lineage: Eukaryota; Fungi; Ascomycota; Schizosaccharomycetes; Schizosaccharomycetales; Schizosaccharomycetaceae.